CAAUCAGACAAACAGUACUAGUACACCCUGUGAAGAAACCGAUUUGCAAGACUUGAUGCCUUACUACGUCAUCUUUAGCUUCUUGACUCUCGCGGGAAUUGUCGGAAACGCACUGAUCAUCGCCGUUCUUCGGGAACACGAGAAAGCCCGAACGACGGCGGAAAUCUACAUCAUGAACAUGGCGACUACGGAUAUGCUGAUGCUGUCCAUGGUGCCGCUUCUGGUCACCCGUAACAUCAUGGACUAUGAGUGGAUCUUUGGCGACUUCAUGUGCCGUGUGUACUAUCUUAUCGGUGGUUUGAACAUGUUUAACACGGUUUUCAUUCUCACGGCUAUGAGCGUAGACCGAUACUUCUGUGUCUCGCGACCUCUGCGCUCUCUCGACUGGAAAACCACCAGAACUGCAAAAAUCGUCUGCGCGUUGCUAUGGGCGGUUGCCACGGUGAUAGACCUACCCUGGGUGAUAUGGGCCGACAUCAUUCCUGAUUGCGCCGGAACUCCCAUGUGCCUCUAUGAUUUCCCAGAAUACAACAAAGAUGAACAUUUCUGGGAGCGCCUGACGGAGAUAGGGGUCCUUCUGUUAUCGUUUGUGAUCCCGAUUAUCCUGAUCACGGGAACCCAUAUUGGAAUUUGGUGGCACAUUCGGAACCCAGCCGCCGGAUUGGACCGAACACAACGGUCACAGGAGAAGGUCACCAGGAUGGUCUUCGCCGUCGUUGUCGUCUUCGUCAUCUGUUGGCUGCCGAAGAACCUCGCGUACCUCGCCGAGCGAUUUGAUUGGUUCCGAACCCCGAUCGGAUUCGAAUUCAGCAUCGGGUUUGAGAUGCUCAUGAUCGCCAACAGCGCCAUCAACCCCUAUCUGUACACCAUAUUUGGGCAACACUUCCAGCGGAGGCUCAUGGGAAUAUUUUUCCCGGCAAAACACCGACGAAGCAUGGUGUCUCGUACUAAUAGCCAUCACCAUACGAUCAUUAUGAGAAGCAGGGUCAGUACGCCCACUGGCGAUCGGCGUCGGCAUGACAGCGCCCCUAACCACCGGUGUCUGGAUGUAGAGGUGCACGUGGAGAAGAAGGAAGACCGCAGCCUCUCAACGCCGGAGGAAGAGGCAAACACAAGCGGACAUACUCGUGUAGAGGACACUCAUCUCUGA
Molecule: messenger RNA, 1150 nt
Organism: Branchiostoma floridae (Florida lancelet)
Lineage: Eukaryota; Metazoa; Chordata; Leptocardii; Amphioxiformes; Branchiostomatidae
Product: delta-type opioid receptor-like
Exons: 2
Coding region: 56-1150 (364 amino acids)
Biological process (GO): neuropeptide signaling pathway
Cellular component (GO): membrane
Molecular function (GO): G protein-coupled peptide receptor activity
Source: RefSeq, a predicted model, not a curated record